CACACACACACACACACACACACACACACACACACACACACACCGGGGUCACUCCACUUCCAGGCGGCGGACUGCUUUCCACUCCUCCUGCAUAUCGCACACAUGAAGAGGGAAGAACGUCCGCAGUCAUUUCCUACCUGUGCGCCUUCAGCGUGCGUCACGGAAACUCCGCCGUUUCUUCGUCUUAAUUGUUUCCUCCGCGGCUUCCUAGACCCGGUGAUUUUGGAUUACGGAGGAUAACAAGCAGCGUGGGCGCGGAGCAGCUGAAAUCAUGGAUUUAUGGAUAAAGUUGGUGUUGUUGUGCAGCUGCUGCUUUGGAGCAAGUGCAGACUUUGAUGGCAGGUGGCCGCGGCAGAUGGCCUCGUCCAGUGGCCUGUGUCGGUACGGGGCCAGAGUGGACUGCUGCUGGGGGUGGACGCGCCGCUCCUGGGGUCACUGCCAGCCUCUCCUCGCCUUAACUCACAGAGUAGCCGGGAUAAGGUGCCAGCCCCAAGCUGUGUGCCAGCCCGGCUGUAAGCAUGGAGACUGCGUGGGACCCAAUAAGUGCAAGUGCCAUCCAGGCUUCACCGGAAAGACCUGCAAUCAAGAAGUGCUCGACUAUUUAACCCCACCAGUGUGGGCCAGUCACCUCCCUAUCUUCCGUCCUGUGGACCAUCAGCCGGUGCGGGUAGUGAUGGAGGACCUGAAUGAGUGCGGUCUGAAGCCCAGGCCCUGUAAACACAGGUGCAUGAACACUUAUGGAAGCUACAAGUGCUACUGCCAGAACGGCUACAUGCAGAUGCUUGACGGGACAUGUGGAAAUGCUCGCACUUGUGGCAUGGCCAACUGUCAGUACGGCUGCGAGGUGCUGAAAGGAGAGGUCCGAUGUCAGUGUCCGUCACCGGGGCUGCAGCUGGCUCCGGAUGGAAGAACCUGUGUGGAUGUGGAUGAGUGUGCUGCAGGGAUAGCAGUGUGUCCUCGGUUCAGGAAAUGCAUAAACACUUUCGGUAGCUACAUCUGCAAGUGCCACGAAGGCUUUGAUCUGCAAUACAUCAACGGGAAAUACCAAUGCAUAGACGUGGAUGAGUGCUCUUUAGGUCGGAGCCACUGCAGCGGCUUCGCCUCCUGCUACAACACGCCAGGCUCAUACAAGUGCAAAUGCAAAGACGGCUACCGGGGGAUGGGCCACGACUGCAAACCCAUCCCUAAGGUGGCUAUUGACCCUCCGAGGCCAGGCAAACUGCCUCCAAAUCAUCACAACCGCCUCCCAGAUACAGAUCAGAGGAGGACCACCACCACCGUCCGCCCACCAGUGACUCAAAGGAGAGUCUUCCCCGUAAUCCCAAAAACAACAACAGCCGCCCCCACAACUACGACAACCACGACAACAACCAAAGCACCUCCAAAGAGGGUUACCCCACCUCCACGUAAACCAGCCCUUCCCACCCGGAAGCCCUUUAUCCCGACCCGGAAGCCCUUCAUCCCGACCAGGAAGCCCUUCAUCCCGACCAGGAAGCCCUUCAUCCCGACCAGGAAGCCCUUCAUCCCGACCAGGAAGCCACCAGCACCAACACGCAAGCCCUAUAUCCCACCCAUAAGACCAGUUCCUCCCACCAGACGCCCCCCAACCCCCCCACCAGUCACUCCUGUGGACAACACCAUCCAGAAGGAGGUCACCAAACAGAGAGGGGACGUCCACAUUCCUCGGAACCACGAUCGCAACACCGUCCUUGGCGUGGACUUUGACAUUGAGCUCGGGAACACGGCAGAAGAAGCCAAGGACGACCCAGAGUCGGGGUAUCUGAGCUGCUCCUUUGAUGAUGGUCUUUGUGGUUGGAUCAGGGACAAAGACGGAGACCUGCACUGGGAGACGACGCCUGAUCCGUCCGGUGGACGGUACCUCACCAUUCCCGAGGUGGGCAACAAGAGGACAGGGCGGGGGGCGCGGCUGGUGCUCCCCCUCACCCCCCCCUGGAACGAUGGCAACCUGUGCCUGUCGUUCAGACACAAGCUGGCCGGCCAUCACGUGGGCAUGCUGCAAGUGUUCGUGAAGAAAGGGAAGCAGUACAGCCCUGCAGUCUGGGGCCGGACGGGGGGGAAUGGCUGGAGGCACACCCAAAUCACUUUAUGGGGCACCGGCUUGGAAAGUGUGAUCCUGAAGGGGGAGCGUGGGCGGGGCCGGAGCGGAGAGAUGGCCGUGGACGACAUCACUCUGAGGAAAGGCUCCUGCACGGAGGAGCACAACCUGAGGAGACUCUGACUGACAGGACUCUAAGAGGCAGAGCGAGAGGGGAAGUCAUCUCAAAGAGAACUGACUCUGUUGUGAAAUACCCUCCCUCUGCCUGGGCUAUCACUGAGCACACACACACACACACCCACACACACCCACCCACACCCACACACACACACACACACACACACACAC
This is a messenger RNA of Trematomus bernacchii (emerald rockcod), 2404 nucleotides long. RefSeq names its product nephronectin a (gene npnta). The record is from RefSeq and is a predicted model, not a curated record. Bases 272 to 2239 code for a protein of 655 amino acids. Lineage: Eukaryota; Metazoa; Chordata; Actinopteri; Perciformes; Nototheniidae. Gene Ontology annotation, molecular function: calcium ion binding. The transcript is spliced from 14 exons. Gene Ontology annotation, cellular component: membrane.